Molecule: messenger RNA, 679 nt
Organism: Hibiscus syriacus
Lineage: Eukaryota; Viridiplantae; Streptophyta; Magnoliopsida; Malvales; Malvaceae
Exons: 1
Coding region: 125-598 (157 amino acids)
Source: RefSeq, a predicted model, not a curated record
UGCAUCUGUCAUUACAUCAAAAUCAAAUUUCCAUAGCCUUCCUCUGUACGUCGUUGCUUAAAAUACCGUAAGGUCUUCUCUCUUUUCAUCUUUCCUCUUCUCUUUGAACAGAACUAAUAUUUCCAUGGAGACUCCGGCGCUGAAACGGCGGAGAGAGGCGGAGACUACUGAGCUGAACGACGAAAGCAGCGAGUGCGAGACCGAGUCGAUGAGCGAGUUGUUGAAGCUCCUGGACGACUCAGCGGAAGCGACCGUCUCGGCUACUUCAUACACUUUUACCCCCACGUCGUACGGGACCAGGGUUAAGUUCAGCGACAACCCGUACUCGUCGGCGUUGAUCUUUCAGUCGUCGUCUUCGUACAUAACCAUCAACGGCAACGAAGAGAGCUGCGGGUCGUCGUUCUCGGAAUCGGAGUCCAGCGUGAUGGCGAGCGUCGACAUGGGUGGGAUUUCGAACGCUAAUGCUAAACCUGGGUGUGCCUUGGACGGGAUUCGAGAGUGGCUGGAAGCGGAGGACGGCGGCGCGUGCGAGGGACAGGUGCGUGGGUCGGAAUGGGAAUGGUACGAAGAGCAGCUGGCGAAGUUUCUAGCCGCCUAGUGUACUUGAAAUCUGAGUAUACGUGAACAGUAACUUUGUUAAUAGUGCAAAGCUCCUUUUAAUAUAAAUAUAUUAUUAAGA